GUUUGUUUGGCAAAUCUCUGCACCUUUCAUGUUUACUGCACGGGGGUCAGGCGAGUCACCCUAGAGAUAUAAAUAAUGGAGAGUGUAGAACAUGUUGGCAGUGGUGAUGACCAUGCCGGUACUGACGGAUCUAAAGAUAGCUUAGAUAAUACAAAACGGACUGAAACUAUGGGAGACAAUGAGGAUGAGAAUUCUGCGGAGUUAGAUGUGGCAACAGAUACUAUGACUAUGGAUGCUAUGACAACAGAAACUAUGACGACUGAUGCUGGGGGUGGAGACACCAAAAAUGAUGCACGUGAGGAUGACACAGCAGUAAAUGAAGUGAGUGUUGAAAAAAAGAAAAUGGAUGGUUCAGGAGAUGCACCAAAACCAACAGUGAAUUCUACAGAGAGCAAUGAGGACACUAAGGAAAGCGAUCCAGAAGAAGUUGAGAAAAAGAAAUGGAUGGACAUACUUGGCAAUGGCCAACUGAAAAAGAAGGUGUUAAAACCUGGUGGAGGUUAUCGAAGUCGACCCGCAAGAGGAGACUUUGUGACUGUAAAAUACAAAACGUAUUUAGAGAAUGAUAAUGAAGUAGAAGAUUGCGAGUCUUUGAAAUUUAUCCUUGGUGAUGGGGAUGUGAUAGCUGCUUUUGAUUUAGCUGUUGCAGUGAUGGAGAUGGGUGAAGUUUGUACUUUGCUAUCUGAUUCACGAUUUACAUAUGGUGAUUUAGGAAGAGAACCAGAUAUACCAGGAGGUGCUAAGUUGAGAUUUGAAUUAGAAUUACUUGCUGUGGAUGAUGUUCCUGAUAUGUUUGAGAUUGAUGCAACACAAAGACUGAGUCUGGGUAACAAGAAGAGAGAACGAGGCAAUGAACUGUAUUUCCGUAAUGAUUAUUCAAAUGCAAUCAAUUCCUAUACAAGAGCAAUUAACUAUCUAGAACCUGAAGAGGGAAUGGUAAAUAAAGACGAAUUUAAAAAAAUAGAAGAAUUAAAAGUUAAAUGUUAUAAUAAUUUAGCAGCUUGUCAACUUAAGGUGGAAGCAUAUGAAGCUGCUUUGAAGUCUUGCAAUGCUGUUUUGAAAGUUGAACCUGACAAUGUGAAGGCGUUAUUCAGAAAGGCAAAGGUUUUAGCUCAAAAAGGAGAGUUAGAAGAUGCAGUGAUUUAUAUGAGAAAAGCUAUUAAGUUAGAACCAUCAAACAAGACAAUUCAUCAAGAAUUGGCCAAAAUAGUUGGUAAACUUAGUAAUGAAAUGAAAAGUACAAAGGACAUGUGCAAAAAGAUGGUUGGUGAUCUUGCUGAUUCUGCAACUAAGCUUGGUACUGAAAAGUCCGCUACAAAAUCCUGGUUUUCAACAACUGGUAUGCUGUUUGGAGCGGCAAUUGUGGGCAUUGGAGCAGUGGUCACUACAAUUAUAUUAUCCAUGAAAUAAUGGGUGCACUAUAACUAAUGUAUUCAGUAAAUUGCUGCCAACAAUAAUGGGAUUUAAAGUGUGGGGGGGCACUACCCGCGUGUUGUUAUCGUCGAUUGGGACUCAAAUCCCAUGCAUGUGUAAGUGACUACCCCCUCCUUUAAAAAGGCUUCAUUGAUAUGUGUAUAUAAUGGUACAUUUUUUACAUUGAUAAUCAUUGACUACUGAGAGUUUCCAUAUCUUGAUGGAGUGGAGUGUCAAUAAACAUUGAUACAGUCUGAG
Saccoglossus kowalevskii is the source of this 1671-nucleotide messenger RNA. RefSeq names its product peptidyl-prolyl cis-trans isomerase FKBP8-like. Gene Ontology annotation, cellular component: membrane; endomembrane system; mitochondrial envelope. The record is from RefSeq and is a predicted model, not a curated record. Gene Ontology annotation, biological process: negative regulation of apoptotic process; protein folding. NCBI's taxonomy places the organism in Eukaryota, Metazoa, Hemichordata, Enteropneusta, Harrimaniidae. Gene Ontology annotation, molecular function: protein folding chaperone; protein binding; peptidyl-prolyl cis-trans isomerase activity.